AUGUCUAAAAAUUUAUCUCCUUUGAACCCGUGGACUCGCCCUUCGGAAGCAGGCCCUUCGAAUGCUUCGCCAUACUUGGAUGAUUUCGACGAUUUGGGGAAUGGUCCUUCGCUUCUUGGAAGGAAGAUUGUUAGUUCCCCUGACUCGAAUGCCGGUAGUGCAACACACCCGAUCUCUCUUGGAGUUUCCGUUGGGGAGGUACACGACGAUGCUGGAACAGUUAAGUCAGAGCAGGAUGACGGAGUGGAGACCAAGGAUGAUGCUCUAAUUGUGCAAUUUAAGAAGAAGAGGAAGCCCUCCGUAGCGCUUCUUGAAGUUCUCGAAGGACACGAACAAACUUCACGAAGCCUUCGUUGCUCGAAGGUGUCAUUGGAGGAAGCACUUCUCCCUUCGACGAGUUGA
Arabis nemorensis is the source of this 402-nucleotide messenger RNA. NCBI's taxonomy places the organism in Eukaryota, Viridiplantae, Streptophyta, Magnoliopsida, Brassicales, Brassicaceae. The record is from the annotation of a GenBank genome assembly.